CUUUGGGAUCAAACAAAGAUCGAGAUGAGAGUUGUGAAGCAGAAGACGAGGAAGUCGACUUAUUCUGGACGUGGAGAACGACUGUGGAUGAGGAGAGACCUCCUGUUACUGAUGUAACGUUGGUCUCUGUGGCAGCCGAAGGUCAAUAAUAUGUCAUUACUUUGUUUACCUUCCCUUGAAAUGUUUAUGGUCCAGAUCACUUGUUAACAUCUUUCUGUGAGAUGCUUAAAAACAUUCAAUGAGUUUCUGUCAAUCUACGUCUGGAUACUUCAAGCAUGAUUUGCUCCAUGUCACACAAUGCGCAAAACCCAAUGUAUAAUAUGUUUGCACAAAUAUAUAUUUUUGUGUAAGUUACAACACCUAAGCAUACACAAGUGACCCUAAACUUUUGAACAUGAAAAGUGUUAUGAAGGAUUAUGACCGCAAAUCAAUAGUUUAUGAAGGUUAUCAUCUUAAAGAUAUGAGAUGUCCGGACAGGGUGUCAUUCCAGAGAUCCUGGAAAAUCCGGAAACUCUCAACGGUGACCCGGAGAUCCUCACCAGUCAGGAUCCACUCACAGAUAUGGAGAAUCCAGUCUUUUCUAACUCCCAAAUGCAAUUUGGGUUGGAUUUGAACAGCGGUGAUGUUCAAAAUCCAGGCCCAAAUGAGGCAGACGGGGGUGCAGAAGUCCAGCAAUCUCAAUCAGUCGGUCAGUCUGAAGAGAAGCUGGAAGACGAGGAGAUCUCUGGUGUGAUCUUUCAGGAGAUCAACUCCAGCGUGUAUGAGGUCGGUGAACUGCUGGCGGUAGACAGUUUAGUAUCUGUCUAUGAAGGAACCCGUGUGCAGGAUGACUUGAAGGUGCUAGUGAAAUACAUCAACACCAUGGAGCGGGUGGAUUAUAUCUUCAUCCCGGGUUAUCCUGCACCCCUUCCACGUCAGGUGGGUCUUCACCUACUCGCCUGUCAGGGAGACGUCGUUCAUGAGAUUCUGCAGCUUGUGGACUGGCAGGAGUUUCCAGACCGCCUCAUCAUGGUGCUGGAGCGCCCUUCUCCCUGCGAGGGUUUGGAUGAGUUUCUCGCCAGUAAAGGGGGAGAGCUCGAUGAGUCGUCAGCCAAGCAGAUCAUGUGGCAGGCAACCUGGGCUGCCCACAUGUGCUGCAAGCGGGGCGUCUUCCAUCGGGAUAUCAAGCUGAAGAACUUCUUCAUAAAAGCAGACACCCUGGACCUCAAACUUGACAACUUUGGGUGCGGCGAGCUGCUUCAUAAGUCUGCCUACAAGACUUUUACAGGAACGAGAGAUUAUUUCUGCCCUGAGUUCUUCCGAACGGGCGAAUACUAUGGAAAGCCGGCGACGGUGUAUUCGCUCGGGGUGCUGUUGUUUGCAAUGUUGUGUGGGAAAUUCCCCGACUGCAAUGACAGGAACUCGAUCUGGUCUAAAGAAGGCUUGACGGAAGAAUGCUGCAGUUUGUUGGAAGACUGUCUCCAGGAGGAUCCAGAUAGACGUAUUCGUCUGAAAAAUAUCUUUAAACACAAGUGGUUCCAGGUCAAAGAUCCUGUUGACGGCCUCCAGACUCCCGUCCGCUCUGAAAACGAGGAUCUCAUUCUGUAUCGAGAAUGGAUGUCUAAAGUGGAGUUGGAGGAAAACAAUCCCGUUGUGGACAUUCAGGAAAUAAAUCUCAACCAGUAUGAGAUCGGCCAAAUGCUGGGGGAAGGCGGCUUUGGAAAAGUCUAUGAGGGAACCCGUGUGCAGGAUGGCUUGAAGGUGGCAGUGAAAAUUGUCUGGAAGAACGAGUUUGUAAUCAAUGAUUACAUCGACAUCCCGGGUUAUCCUGUACUCCUUCCUCGAGAGGUUGGUCUUCAAAUGCUGGCCUGUGAGGGAACAUAUAUUCCUUCGAUCAUCCAGUUUCUGGACUGGGAGGACCGUCUGGACCAUUAUGUCAUGGUCCUCGAGCGCCCUUCUCCCUGUGAGGAUGUGUUGAGAUUCAUGAACCACGCAGGAGGCAGACUCGACGAGAAUACGGCGCAGGUUAUCUUGAAGCAAGCGACAGAAGCUGCUGAAAUCUGCUGCAUGCGGGGGGUCUUCCAUCGAGACAUAAAAGUGGAAAACCUCCUCAUUAACCCGAACACGAGGGAGGUCAAGCUGAUCGACUUCGGAUGUGGCGCUCUGUUUAAAAACUCGGCUUACACAGAUUUUAUGGGCACAGACGUCUACUUAGGCCCUGAGUUCUUCGUAAAGGGCGAGUACUAUGCAAAGCCAGCGACGGUGUACUCGCUCGGGGUGCUGUUAUUUGUCAUGCUCUGCGGGAAAUUCCCUCGCAUUGAUGACCUGGACCAGAUCGAUGAGAGGAGGUGGUGCAAAGAUGGCUUGACUAUAGAAUGCUGCCGGUUGGUUGAGGAUUGUCUGCAGAAGAAUCCGGAUGAACGUAUUCGUCUUGAAAUGAUCCGUUACCACGAGUGGUUUCAGGACAAAUAUACUAAAGAUGGCCUCCAGUCUCCCGUCCACUCUGCAGGCGAUAAUGUCAUUAGGUAUCCAGAUGAUGCCGGAUAUGACAUUUUAAUCAUUGGCACUUCAAACGGUCAGUCUAAAGAGAAGCAGGAGGGUGCUGAGAAUCCUGGUGUGAGCAUUCAGGAAAUCAAUUGCUGCCAGUACGAGAUCGGCCCAAUGCUGGGCGAAGGCGGCUUCGGAAAAGUCUUUGAGGGAACGCGUGUGCAGGAUGGCUUGAAGGUGGCAGUGAAAAUAGUCAUGAAGACUGAAGAUGUAAUCCAGGAUUAUAUCAACAUCCCGGGUUAUCCUGAAGUCCUUCCUCGAGAGGUCUAUCUUCAAAUGCUGGCCUGUGAGGGAAAAUAUGUACCUUCGAUCGUCCAGUUUCUUGACUGGGAGGACCGUCUGGACCGCUAUGUAAUGGUCCUGGAGCGCCCUUCUCCCUGUGAGGACUUGAGCGCUUUUCUGAACCGCAACAGAGGGUGCGUCACCGAAGACCAAGCACAACUUAUCUUGUGGCAAGCGAUAGAAGCCGCUCAAAUCUGCUGCAUGCGGGGGGUUCUCCAUCGGGACAUAAAAAUGGAUAACCUCCUUAUUAACCCGAACACGAUGGAGAUCAAACUGAUCGACUUCGGAUGCGGCGAUCUAUUUAAAAACUCGGCUUACACAGAGUAUAAAGGCACAAGGCUCUACACUUGCCCCGAAUUCUUCGACACGGGGAAGUACCACGGCAAGCCAGCAACGGUGUACUCACUGGGUGUAGUGUUGUUCACUUUGGUUUGCGGGAAAUAUCCCGACUGUAAUGACCAGGACCGGAUCAAUAAGAAGAUCUGGCACAAAGACAGUUUGACUAAAGAAUGCUGCGAUUUCAUUCAAGCAUGUAUGCAGAAGAAUCCAGAAGAGCGGAUCCAGCUGGAAGAGAUCUUUGAGCACAAGUGGUUUUAGAUCAGCGUGCUAUAGUAAUGUAGUGAAUGGAACGUCAGGUGUUAGGACCAAUAGGGGUGUAUUCCAAAGUUUGUCAUGCGGCACACCGUUAAGUUGGUAAGUUGCCUGAUAACCUCAAGUUGUGGUUCCAAUGUAAAUAACCAUAGCAACUUCUGCUCCAGAGCAGGGCUCAAGAAAAUCUACUUGUCAUCUCUCUGAGUGUAGCUGGUAUUUCUCUUUCUCUGAACCUAUCGUUCAAAAAACCUAGGACUAGUUUGAAUAAGAAGGUUUUACAUUGAAGCUAGACACGUAACGCUAGAGAUAUCAAGCGAUAUCUAAAAAAAAGUAAUCGUGGUGCAACAUAAAAAUAUUUUUGUUCGCAUAAGAUAGAACUGCUGUUUUAUCUAGUCUGCGCAAAUCCAGCGUCAGGCUGUGCCUUGUUCACAAAGGAAUCCGUGGUGAAAUGAAGCCAGCAAACACUCAGUUUACCCACGUGAAAACAACGUUUUCAUUUCUCAAGUCAUUUCAAUACUUCACUACUGUGUACGUGCAGUACAGAAACGUUUUGGCUCCAGUUAAAGAGGGUUAGACUUGGGUCAGAGCCGAUGGUGGAGCGCUUCGUGUUCUGACAUAUGGCGCCGGUGCAUCCGGGCGACCCGAGUCAGACUCCCGGCUCGUGGUCCUUUCCCGACCCCACCCCCUCUCUCAGCCACUACGCUUCAUGUGCUCUCCAAAAAUUACUGUCUGUCCAAUAAAGGCAAAAAAUAUAAUUUAUUGGUUAGACUUGAUCAAUUGUUUAUUGUCAUACGAAAUUGUUCAAACUCAAGCUUGUCAAGCAUUCAUUUAGACUUAAUACAGUAAUUGUGUCGACAUCGCUGAUAUGAUUUAAUUUAAGGCAGAUGAAACGCACAUGAUCAGAACAGAUUGU
This is a messenger RNA of Triplophysa dalaica, 4312 nucleotides long. RefSeq lists its product as uncharacterized. Lineage: Eukaryota; Metazoa; Chordata; Actinopteri; Cypriniformes; Nemacheilidae. Gene Ontology annotation, biological process: protein autophosphorylation; regulation of mitotic cell cycle; negative regulation of apoptotic process. Gene Ontology annotation, cellular component: cytoplasm. The coding region runs from base 466 to 3405 and encodes 979 amino acids. The record is from RefSeq and is a predicted model, not a curated record. The transcript is spliced from 20 exons. Gene Ontology annotation, molecular function: protein serine/threonine kinase activity; ATP binding.